UACACUUUACCCUCUAUGGUUGGUGCUCGGUGAAGCUACUAAUACUAAAUUACUAAUGAGUAAUUACUUGAUUUAUUGAUUUUCCUUAAGUUAAAAAUAAUAAUUAGUUGCUUUUUCCGCAUUAUGUGUUCAAUACUGGAGACGUUGAAUUAAAUUGUAUGACAAUUAAUGGCUACGGUGCGGUAUAAUAAAAAAAAAAAUUGGACAGUGUAACAAUCUAUUUCUAUAAACCGUUGUACUGAAAUACAUUAUUAAGGUAGAACCAAAAUGUCUCAUAAACCGACACCAUAUAGUCCAAACUUUCCAUCUAGUCAGGGUUAUGCUCCACCAGUGGAAGAAGGAAAAUCAAAUGAGAGCUACCCUAUGAAUCCACAAGUUGGCUAUCCUGGACCACCACCUUCGCUACCCCCAGGAGCUCAACCAUUACCAGGAAUGCAGCACGGAUUCCAGCCAGGUUUCCAGCCUGGCUUGCAACCAGGAUUUGUGCCUGGUUUUCAGCCAGGAUAUGCUCAACCACAUCCUGGAUAUCCACACCCACAGCCUGGUUAUCCUCAACCACAAUCUGGUUAUCAUCAACCACAAUCUGGGUAUCCUCAACCACAACCGGGAUAUCCACCUGCACCAAUUGUUCAACAACCUGGACCAGGCCAAGCUCCAGGUGGAUGGAUGACUAUACCGCAAGGACUCAGCAACUGCCCUCCUGGUUUGGAAUACCUGUCUUUGAUUGACCAAUUCCUUAUACAUCAAAAAGUGGAACUUCUGGAGGCGUUUAUUGGUUUUGAAACAAACAAUAAGUAUACAGUUAAAAAUGCGAUGGGACAAAAAAUAUAUUAUGCUGUUGAAGAUAAUGAUUGUUGCACAAGAAAUUGCUGUGGCCCAAUGCGGCCAUUUGAUAUGAAAAUCAUGGAUAACUUUCAGAAUGAGGUUAUCCAUCUAAAUCGCCCUUUGGCGUGCGAUUCUUGUUGGUGCCCGUGUUGGUUACAAAGCAUGGAAGUUACUUCCCCUCCUGGUACAGUCAUUGGAUCCAUAGAGCAAGAGUGGUCAAUCUUCAAGCCCUGCUACGUCAUAAAGAACGCCACAGGAGAAGUUGUGCUUAAAAUCAAAGGGCCAGUUUGUACGUUUUCUAUUUGCGGAGAUGUCAAAUUUAAUGUUUAUUCGAAAGAUGGUGAAACCAAAGUGGGGAAAAUAAUCAAACAGUGGUCGGGCUUGGCCCGUGAAGCCUUCACCGAUUCAGACUACUUCGGCAUCACGUUCCCAAUGGAUUUGGAUGUCAGGAUAAAGGCAGUUCUGCUGGGAGCAUGUUUUUUGAUUGACUUUAUGUUCUUCGAAAAGUCCGGUAAUCAAGAACUAGAUCGACCCGGUAUGCUGUAAGUUGAAUCCGUAGUUUUAAUGCGAUUACAGCAAUAGAAGUUUAUUUUGGCACACAAGCACAAGAACGAAGAAUAUUUUCUUAGUUCCUUGAAUUUAAGUGCCAAAAGAUCCUUCUUUGAUUGUAUUUUUAUAUUAAUACUUAAAUGUUAGCCGUAUAUACCACAAAGGCGUUCACGCCAUGCAAUUAUAUAAGGUCCUGUCUGUUCUCAUGUACUGUCCUAACCGCACCCAUUGCUUAAAAUCAAAAUAUAAAUAGUUCAAGUAACGUACACUUAGUCAAUACGCAGUUUUUCUUUCUCUAUCUAUAACUAUGUGAACUAACCAGAAUCAAGUCGAUCUCUUAUAAAAAGUAAAGCAAAAAUUACGGAAGAUGUGAAUGGUUGAUCUUUGAAUUCAACAGUUAUUCGUAGAUUAGAAUGAAACUCAUUUGUCACAGUGUAAAUACAUUUUGGAUGAGACUUAUUUUUUUAUGAAUAAGUCGCUAUUUACUUAUCUCUAAAACUGAAAAAAUGCCUAAAUAUAUUUAACUAUAAGUGGACUUAAACCCUAAUAAAAAUUUAACAAAUAUGCAAAUAGUCAGUAAGAAAAAAAACCGUGAAGCCAGAAGGCUCGCAAAUGCGUUGACGGCCUAAAUUUCCAGUAACAAAAAUAAAAUCACAGUUACAAUUGUUUCAAGUUAACUGAUUGUACCAAAUUUAAACGUCAACAUACAAAAAUAUACGUGAAUAUUUUCCUGUUAAUUCAAUAAUACGCAUAUAAGCAAUAAAAUGUGUUUACGAUUUUAUUUGCUCAUGUAUAUAUUAUUUUCUGUUAUAAAUUAGUAAAGGCGUAGUAGAAAACUUGUUGCCUAGUUCAGAAAAUAAACGUAUAACAAUCAACUACUAUGAAGAGUUAGGACAUUAGCAAAUGGAAACACUUGGACAUUUGCCCAAUGUCCAAGUGAAACUACAAUCAAUGUCCUGAAACCUUGAGUUCAAGAUUAAAAAGCAUAGCCGUAAUAAACCAAACUGCUAAACACUGAAAGUAAAUGUCAAAUCAACUUGACACAACUUUGACUUGUGAUUAUAUGAUACUAUGUUUAUCAUAUAAUCACAAGUCAAACAAAACUAUAUUAUGCGCCUUUCCAUUUGAAUAACAUUAAAUUAAGUGACUGAAGUAAGUGUGUGCAAGCACUUUUAAAAAUACAUUUAAUAAACCGCCUCCGUACCUUGGGUAACAUGAGAUCGGAGGUUCGAAACACGAAAAUAAAUAUCAAAGAUAUUGAAAUGGAACUUGCAAAAAUAUAUUUAAGAACUUGAUAUACAAGUAAAAGAAAUUGAAGUAAAUGUGUAAAGAAUAUAAUAAGUCGGUUAUUUUAAGCCUAUAGCGUAUUCUUUUAAAUAAACGAAAAAUUAGUACUUUAAAAACGGAUAGGCUUGGUCCAAAACUGCCUAAAUGUUUAAAUCACCUAAAUCGUCAUCAUCGUCAUCGUCAUAUGUUCCGUCGAUACAUGUCAGUAGUCCAUUAUAUUUGCACAUGCCAAUUAC
Molecule: messenger RNA, 2897 nt
Organism: Pieris rapae (cabbage white)
Lineage: Eukaryota; Metazoa; Arthropoda; Insecta; Lepidoptera; Pieridae
Gene: scramb1
Product: phospholipid scramblase 1
Exons: 6
Coding region: 268-1371 (367 amino acids)
Biological process (GO): plasma membrane phospholipid scrambling
Cellular component (GO): plasma membrane
Molecular function (GO): phospholipid scramblase activity
Source: RefSeq, a predicted model, not a curated record